This is a messenger RNA of Lates calcarifer (barramundi perch), 1994 nucleotides long. RefSeq names its product Yip1 domain family, member 5 (gene yipf5). Gene Ontology annotation, biological process: vesicle fusion with Golgi apparatus; endoplasmic reticulum to Golgi vesicle-mediated transport; regulation of ER to Golgi vesicle-mediated transport. Bases 119 to 892 code for a protein of 257 amino acids. Gene Ontology annotation, cellular component: trans-Golgi network; membrane. The record is from RefSeq and is a predicted model, not a curated record. NCBI's taxonomy places the organism in Eukaryota, Metazoa, Chordata, Actinopteri, Centropomidae. The transcript has 6 exons.
AACGACUUCCCGUCGUCUACGUAUCAACCCGGAAGAUUUACCUUUCUCCUGACACGUAGCAGCCGCAACCAAGUUGGCAUCGCACUGGGUGGGUUUAUCAGAAAUCACAGAGUGAGAGAUGUCUGGGUUUGACAACUUUAACACAGACUUUUACCAGUCAAGCUACAGCGUAGAUGACCAAAGCCAGGCCACCUAUGGCUAUGGCAACGCAGACAACCCCUAUAACAAGCCAUAUGGUCAGUAUGACUACUCCCAGCCCAUGGGCUACUCUUCCCCAGGGAUGAUGCAACCUCAGCAGCCAUACACAGGACAAAUUUUCCAGCCCACACAGACCUACACCCCAUCCCCAUCACAGUCCAUGUACAGCAGCAGCUUUGAUGACGAGCCACCGCUGCUAGAAGAACUAGGAAUCAACUUUGACCACAUCUGGCAGAAAACCUUGACAGUGCUCCAUCCAAUGAAAGCAGCAGACGGCAGCAUCAUGAAUGAGACAGACCUGGCUGGGCCCAUGGUCUUCUGUUUGGCAUUCGGAGCGACACUCCUGCUGUCAGGUAAGAUCCAGUUUGGCUAUGUAUACGGUAUCAGUGCAAUCGGCUGCCUCGGCAUGUACUGCCUACUCAACCUUAUGAGUAUGACGGGCGUCUCCUUCGGCUGUGUGGCAAGCGUGUUGGGAUACUGCCUCCUCCCCAUGAUCCUCCUCUCCAGCUUCGGAGUCCUCUUCUCUUUACAGGGCAUGAUGGGAAUUAUAUUAACAGCAGCAAUCAUUGGCUGGUGCAGCUUCUCAGCUUCAAAGAUCUUCAUCUCGGCGUUAGCCAUGGAUGGGCAACAGCUGUUGGUUGCUUACCCCUGUGCUCUCCUAUAUGGGGUCUUUGCACUCAUCUCUGUCUUCUAAAAAAAUAAUUGAGUUUAAUAUAACUCCAGUUUCUGUAAUAUCAGUCUAAUUAGCAUCAGUGUAAUUAGUGUAAUUAUUGGCUAAUUACACUGUUAUUACAGAAAAAUAGGAGCUGCUGUCUAAAAUGGCACCAAGGUUUUUUUUUUUUUUUUCUUUUAUGAGCCUCCAUCUCUCACUAUACUCCAACUUGCAGGCUGGAGUGUAUCAUCUCACUCAUGUCUGCUCUCCACCUUGCUCCCUUCAUGCAUCUUAAAGGAGAGGGCUGUAAAAUAAACCUGGUGAAAAAUAACUCCUGUGGACCGCGUUGGGCCUUAAACGUCCUAGUACAGUCCUAUGAUUUUAAGGACAUGAAGGGGAAGGAAGUGGAUGAGGAAGUAGUUCACAUGACAGAAACCUGAGGAGACUGUUUAAUUUGGACACAGAUGGGAAAAGGUUCUCACUUUCCAAGAUGGACCGAUAAUAACCAACCCUCAGCAAAGACCUGCAGGUUAAUUUGGAGCCAGUGGAAAUGCUGCGUAUCUCGAUUUUUUGCGAAAUGCUGCGUUGAGCCAUUUCUGGCAAACAUCCAUAGAUUCUACAACUGCAAGACUAAGGGAAACACCUACUUUCAUUCUACGCAAGACUACAGCAGCCCAUUCUACUUCUCUACCCAGAAAGGGCAGAGCAAAAAAAAAGGUGGUGUCUCUGCCUCAAUAUCUUAUUUUCUUCGGGACUUGAGGAGCCAUGAAUCAUAUUGUCUGCUCAUUAUAGCAGUGAUCUGAUCUUCGAUGUAAAAUCAGCAGCUCUGCUAUAUCUUCUCAUGUAUUGUUUUAUUAUACUCUCUUGAGAUUUAUUUGCAUUUUGAUGCCUUUCAAAAAGACAAAAAUACAGAUUGCACACAAACCUUGUUCUGAUUUUCAAAACCAAACAAAUUUGAUUAGUCAUUGAAAAUUAAUAGUUUGAGAGAUACUGUAUGCGUCUAGGUACAGACAUAUAGGGUGUUGCUAUAGUUUGCAUCCCUUACAUUUCUUAAAUCUUUAUUUUAGAGUCGACUCACUUUGUAUGCUUUGAUGUGUCAUCUGUUGUUCAUGUCUUAUACACAUUAAAGUUGUCUUUGAAGGUU